AUGACAAAUCAGGAUGUGUUGCUCUUCGUAGGACAGCCCUCGGCCUUGGCAGAGCUCGUACUUGCACCUCCCCAUGCAGGCCCUCAUUGGCUACAGAGACGACUGCUCAUCCUCCUCAUCGGAUGCGCCGGCCUACUGUGGCUCUCUUCGAGCAUUGCGCGCGACGAGCCGGCUACAAGAAGCUUGACAGACGCAGCAUUAGACUAUGCGCCUGGCCCGCUGUCACAGACUGCAGUCCAAGAGGCCAACGAGAAGCAGCUGGUGGAAAGAAUCACAAGAACACACUCAGCUUACGAGCCAGCUGAUUUCGUCGAGGAGACCGACGACGAGUCGCUCAAGGUCGACGUGGAGGAUGUGUUCGACUCAGUGUACAGGACGAGGCCCAUUGGCGUGACGGCAAUCAUUCUGGCCUGGAAGCGGAGACGGGGAUUGCAACUAGUCGUACAGCACCUUUCUCGCUAUCCCUUCAUCAGAGAGAUCAUCGUAUGGAACAACAACGCGCUAGUCCAUCUCUCGCGGGAUAAUUUCAAUCUCUUGCCACCUUACAACGAGACUGUCUUGCUCCAUCCCAAGCUGAGAAUAGUCAACUCGCCUUCCAAUCUGCACGACUUUGCAAAGCACCUCGCUUGCAGCUUGGCAUCCUAUGAGACAUGCUAUUUCAACGACGAUGACUGGCUCAACCCAUACCUCGACGCGCUCUACACCAAGUACAUCGACCAAGGCGGCGAGGGAGCGCGUAGGAUAGUUGGCAAUACGCUGCCCUGGAUUGCCUGGGAGCACAGACGAUGGCGUUUCGAGAAUCCAGAGAUCGACAUGACUGCCGGCUUCAUCUGGCUUGGAACAGGCUCUCUUGCGCCGAGGCAACUUUCCCAGCGCUUUGUCGAUCAGAUGGGCACUCGGCCGAUCCAGAUGGACAGAGACAGUGUACUUCUUGCUGAUAUGUAUUUUGGUCUGUGGACGAAUACCUAUCCGGAGCAGAUGUCCAAUCCGCUCGAGCCCAUCGACGUCGAAGGCGGCGAAGUGGGCUGGAGCAGAGGAUCGGAAGUAGACCAGUGGACGGUCGUCUACGCCAACAUUCUCGAUGCACUCAGGAAGCUCUACACUGUCUUGCGAAAGCAAGGUCCCUUGACGAUCCCAUACCCAUUUGCGCUCACCAAUCGCAUGCCCGAACACGACGCACGUUCGCCUUGUAAGUCAGACCGUUGUUUGUUCAUCACCUCUUUCUCGCCCUUUCCAUCUCCUAAUCUCAUUCGCUACCCUGUCAAAGCACAAGCCGAGCCUGCAGGCGAGUGGACGGAUCGAUUUCGCAAGCGCGUAGCAGAUAGCGCUUCUUCCAUCCCGUCGAGUGCCUUCUUCGACCCCCAUCAGAUUUCGCACAUUCACGAACACGAGGAGCGCUUCAGCACGCUCCAUGCGACUAACGACUCGGCAAAUCCGCUCUGGCCUACAGUCGACUACUGGAUCUCCCAAGGCUCGUGGCACCUUGCAGUAGAUGGUGAUCCGAGCACUUGCUGGACAAGUUCUCGACCUCCGAUCGAGGGAGAUUACAUUGGUCUCUUGCUCGUCAAGCCCACCAAUAUCUCCGCCAUCAAGCUUAUCGCAAGUGAUAACCUCGCCCAAGUGACUGCACGCGCAGGCUCGGCAUGGAGACUACAAACGCAAUCAGACCUAGGUCUGGCCUAUGACGAGCGCGAGCUUCUUGAUGUGUCGACAGCGCCUUUGGCAGAUUCAGAGGGCAGGAGCAACCUCACGCUAACAUUAGCGGCAAGUCACGAUGCAGAGACUGACAUUGCGCGCAAGAUCCGCCUGGUUGCGCGGACGAGUUUCGAUAAGCCUAUCACGGUGUGCAGCAUGGACAUCAAUGGUACGCAAGAGUGA
Molecule: messenger RNA, 1878 nt
Organism: Mixia osmundae IAM 14324
Lineage: Eukaryota; Fungi; Basidiomycota; Mixiomycetes; Mixiales; Mixiaceae
Exons: 3
Coding region: 1-1878 (625 amino acids)
Source: RefSeq, a predicted model, not a curated record